UGACGUCAUCGGUGUUGACAUUUGACAUUUCACUAGUGGAUCUUUGUUUUCAGUUUUUCAAAUAAAUAUUAUUAUCGUAAAAUACAUAUAAAAAUGUAUUAAAAAGUGAUAGAAGGCAUAAAGUUUACGUUCUUUUAUUUUAUUUGCUGCAGUUUAACAUGCUUGUGUGUUUAAUUAUUGUAAGAAUAUAAAUUAAAUUGAUUGCUUGUAAUUUGCGUGGGGUUUCGCCUCAAAUACUUUAAAAUGAAGCCUGGAAAGAGUGUAGAUGUGAAGGAGGAGAUAGCAGAGGUGCAUACUUCUGCUCGUUCGCCGUCUCCUAAGCAGAAAACCAAAAGAUCCCGAAGCCGCUCCGGUUCACGAAAAAUGUCAAACGGUCAUACGGCACCCGACGACACUCCACUUUCUGAGGAGCCUACCAACGACAAAUCUAAACGGGACAGCUGGAUAAAAUCCGAACACGAAUCUCUAGACACUGAGCUACCGAUCCACGAUCAAAUCAAACAAGGUAUCCUAGGAUUUGUUGAAAAAGAAAUCAAGAAGUCGGACAAGAAUCCUUCAUUUGUUUUUUACUCCCAUGAUCCUAAUCAUUUGGAUGAGAAAUUCAUGAAGACUAUGUCGAGGCCUUCUAGCGGACAUAAGGAGAAGAGGAGCCCUUCUUAUCGUAAGAAGAAGAGGCAUUCGUCAAGGCAUCGGGAUAGAGAUUUGCAUGAUUUUGAAAUACCUGGGUCUAGUCUUAGUGCUUUGGAACGGGUGGACGAUUAUCUAAAAGAGUACAACAAAGAUGAAGUAGUUACUCUCAGCGGUGAGCUAGAGAUUGAAGCAAAUGAUGUGGAGAACAAUAACGGUAUAUCUAAGGAACUGCGGCACAAACCGAGGAAGACUCGGAGGAAAGUCAGAGAUGAGAGGCAGGAGAGCAGUGUUAAUGGACGAGAUGUUAGCCCUAAAGUGUUUAAGAGCAGCAAAAAUAAGUCAGGGUCUAAACCAGCUCGCCCAACAGACUUAACAGCGAUGUUGGAAACUUUAGAAUCCAGUAUGCCAUACCAUGAUCAAUACAUAGACAAUCCCUUCUCAUCACCAUCACCACUGACAUCACCGAAUGAUGACCGAUUAGAUCCCUUCGGUUCUCGAAGACCGGAGAAGAUAUAUCUGCAAGGUGGUGGGACUUUUAGAGCUGUGUCAAGAGACAGGAUUCUGGAGUCGCAGCAAUCUAGAGAUGGUGAUAAGUAUUUGAGACUAGGAGACCUAACACCAUUAGACGUGGCAUUAACCCUACAAAAGGCCUGGCGUUCCUCCGCCCCCGCGUGUCACGGCGUACUCGGCGGGUUAUCCCUCAUGCACCUACUUCUCAUCAGCUAUUCAGACGGACUGGACGCAGGCCACCUGUCCUUCCAUGCAGUGGUCACAAUGCCUUAUGUAGCUUCGUAUUAUUUCUUCUGUGUGCUGUGCUUGCUUUCGGUUUUGGAUCGAUUGGACGUAACCAGCCUAGAUCUAACAAAAGGUUUGCAGCCCUACUUUCAGCCAAUAGUACUAGUGAUGCUGUACACAGCUUGUCUGCUCGUCUGUACGGCUGCUAGAAUGUAUGACGAGCUGAUGGUCUACCAGUAUGCUCCGCUCGUCAGUAAUAUUACCAGUAAUGUUACUACGCCUACAAUACCAACAUUCUACCACACUUGGACACAUUUUUCAAUAUGGCGGGCAGUUCUAUCAAUACUUGGACUAGUUUACUUUAUCAUAUCAAAUCCUCAAGACUUGGUUUUCACGAAUUUGAGCAAGUUAUUACAAUUCAAGCAUUCUUUACAAAGCAUUGGAUGAUUCUUCAUAAUACCGUAGUUUUAAGGUUAUGUCACGGAGAAAGGAAAAUUAACGGAGAUGUCAUAAGGUAGGUCAGGCGCCUUCUUGUAGGUCAAGCAACGUGCGGUAAGCGUGGUCA
This is a messenger RNA of Helicoverpa armigera (cotton bollworm), 1930 nucleotides long. RefSeq lists its product as uncharacterized. The coding region runs from base 244 to 1812 and encodes 522 amino acids. Gene Ontology annotation, cellular component: ciliary transition zone. The transcript is spliced from 6 exons. Gene Ontology annotation, biological process: cilium assembly. The record is from RefSeq and is a predicted model, not a curated record. Lineage: Eukaryota; Metazoa; Arthropoda; Insecta; Lepidoptera; Noctuidae.